Messenger RNA from Tachyglossus aculeatus (Australian echidna), 1714 nucleotides. It is a transcript of the gene AKAP7, whose product is annotated as A-kinase anchoring protein 7. The transcript has 7 exons. Bases 185 to 940 code for a protein of 251 amino acids. Gene Ontology annotation, molecular function: protein kinase A regulatory subunit binding. NCBI's taxonomy places the organism in Eukaryota, Metazoa, Chordata, Mammalia, Monotremata, Tachyglossidae. Gene Ontology annotation, cellular component: cytosol. The record is from RefSeq and is a predicted model, not a curated record.
GGAAGAUGUUCCAGUUCAGGAAAUCAAGGGAAAAGUAAAAAGGAACAUGUUCCUGACAUAUGGUACCUGAUGGAAGAAAUGCCCUUUGGUAAUUCAGAGGCUGAAGAAGAAUUUGAAAAUUACAAAAAACAUUCAGACUCUGCAAGCUUCAAUAAUACAGCAGGAUGCAAGACUCUCCAAAGCGAUGUGUAAACACAGUACCUUCCAUGUCACCUUGUUAGUGAUGACAUUAUCAAGUGAAGAGCAAGUUAAUAUAGCAGUUGGUGCACUCUUGGAGACUAAAGCACUCAUAGAAGAAAUUCUACAAGGAAAGCCUUUAGAGUUAUCCUUUCAAGGAGUUGGUAACUUUAGGAAUCAGGUGGGAUUUGUGAAGUUGGCCAAAGGUGAUCAGCUAUCUACACUUAUGGAGAUUGAAGAGACGGUGAAGAGGACAUUUCAAGAGAAGGGAAUACUGGCAGGAGAAAACAGAAGUUUUACACCCCAUCUGACCUACAUGAAAAUUACCAGUAAUGUUGCAGGGCUACUUAAACAGGGAAUGAAAAAAAUCAACCCUGAGUUCUACAGAGCAUUUGAAAGUCAUCAUUUUGGAGAGGAAACCCUGCAUCGCAUUGACCUUUGCUCCAUGCAAAAGGAGAAACAAGUCAAUGGAUAUUACCACUGUGAGUCUUCAAUUAUGGUUGGUGGGCUGAGAAGCACGAACUCAGCUGUACUCCAGGGAUACAGGAGGGAUAUAGCCAUCUGGCAAAGUGGUGAGAAGACUAGUGGAGACCCAGAUGAUGCGGAACUGCUAAAGCUCAGCAAGAGGCUGGUGGAGAAUGCCGUCCUCAAGGCCGUGCAACAAUACCUAGAAGAAACCCAGAACAAAACCAAAGAGACCGAGGGCAGUCCGGCCAAAACAGAAGGUGCAGUCGACGGCAAUGAGAACGACAAUGACAGUUGAACCAGGCACAAAGACCAACUGGGCAAAGCAUCCCCAGGUCCCCGUCAGCUCUGCUGAGUCAUGAGGACUGACUCAAGGUGUGCUUUUUCCACACCCCUUCUUGACUCCAGGGAAGCGAGCUGGUCCUCUUUCACGAUCGAAGUGUUUGCACUGCUGAGAAACAGACAGAAAUGCCAUCAAAGAACAAAGGCAUGAGCCUGCACUGACAGUAGAUCUAACUGCCCAACAGGAUGGCUCUGGACUCCUGUAAAUGCCCCAGUGGACUGAAAUUUAUGGCCGUGGGGGAGGCCUAACUCUAAGUGGAAAAAAAAAAUGCCAUCACCAUCCUCUGACGGGUUUAUUUGACUUCAUCCGUCACCUGCUCUGCUAUAACAAAGACAGCAAGUACUGAGCUAGAAAAGACCAUCAGAGAGACAGCCUAACAGUAUGUAAGAUCAAGGAAGUUUCCUUAACCACCCUGCCACUAUGCAGUUACCUUUAUUUAUCGUCAAGAGAUCACUCGUGUAAAUUAUGUUUUUUUUGGAUAAAAGUAUUUCGUUUUCUAUGAAGCAGGGGCCUAGUUUUAAAGGUUUCUUUUGUUUUCCAAUCCCGUUUUGAUAAACUGAUGUGCCGCAUGUCGGUGUUUCUCAUUGGCUUUCAUUUAAUAUGAGGUGUAUUUUAUAAUUUCUUUUUCCCCCCAGGGAAGAAUCCCAGUGUAGAUUUAAUAGAGAAAGCUUUGCGGAGAGAAACAACGGCUCUGUUUUCCAAAGUGAAACAGAUAAAGGAACUUUUAUC